AUGCAGUGUCAACGAGCACACAUUUGUGCCUGUGAUUGCAUCCAGUCCUUUUGUAUUGAAGUCCCUGCCCUUCAUCCCAUCACAAUGAUCUCUUUAUUCUUUAUACUCCUGGUAGCAGUAACGUAUGCGACAGCACAAGCGCAGUCUACCGCUCCGAUCCCAAUUAUUCGCUUCGAAUCAGACGGCCCUAAUCCUGAUGGCUCAUAUAAAUGGCUAUACGAGACAGGUAAUGAAAUCAAUGCUGAAGAGUCAGGCUACGUGAAGAACUUCGGACAAGGUGAAGGCAAAGAGAUACAAACUGCGGAAGGCAAGUUCAGCUAUAAAGCUCCCGACGGCUCGCUCAUUGCACUCACGUACAUUGCAGACGAAAACGGAUUCCAACCACAGGGCGACCAUCUGCCAACUCCUCCACCAAUCCCGCCAGCAAUUGCAAAAGCCCUAGAGUACUUGAAGACCCUUCCUCCUGGAAACAACGAAGGUGCUUCAUCCAAUAUCAAGCCUCAAUAUCAAGCCGCACCUUUCAAGGCCAGGCCACGAUUUUAA
Spodoptera littoralis (African cotton leafworm) is the source of this 543-nucleotide messenger RNA. The record is from the annotation of a GenBank genome assembly. Lineage: Eukaryota; Metazoa; Arthropoda; Insecta; Lepidoptera; Noctuidae.